Molecule: messenger RNA, 1632 nt
Organism: Recurvomyces mirabilis
Lineage: Eukaryota; Fungi; Ascomycota; Dothideomycetes; Mycosphaerellales; Teratosphaeriaceae
Exons: 1
Coding region: 1-1632 (543 amino acids)
Molecular function (GO): protein binding
Source: RefSeq, a predicted model, not a curated record
AUGGCUCUGCCCUCAUCCCCACCAUUGCUACCGGAGGAAUACGAUCUGCCCUCCGCCACGACACUCCUGCCAUUGGCGUCGGGCUCAAGUGUGGCCAUUCGCCCGCUGCACCGCAAGCGACAACAUUCGGAUUAUGGCAGCCUGAGCAGUGAUCCGCUAUUCUCGGACACCACCGAGGAGGACGAUGAGGGCAUCGACCUCCAACCACCGCGCCGGAAGAAGCUGACUCGCGGUCCGUGGUGGAAUGUUGGGCGACGGAGCAAGCAUGAUCUCAGGCGAAGCAUGGCGCGGAAGGAGAAGAUGCGCAAUGCUGACAGUGGUGUGUGGAUGGGGAGUGAUGCGAGUGAGGACAGCAUCGACAGCGUCAUGUCCAGCCAGCAGCGCAUGCAGGAAUUGGUGGUGGAGGACGAGGGUCCUGCGGAUGACACUGAGGCGAGUGAUGAAGAAGCGCCUGCCUUGGACGCCGAGACUUAUGCCGCUCGAAUGGUACAGGACUGCCUGGACAGAGGCAAGGAAGUGGUGAAUCUUGGCGAUCUGGCAUUGACUCGAAUACCGGACGCGACCCUUCGACCACUGCAUCAGCUUAUCCGACCAUCUUUCUCAGACCUCACUUCGCCGCCCUCAGAGGAUGAAUUCGGCCCGUUGACGCCGUCGAUCACCCUGAUACUGUCUACGAAUCAACUCACAACCCUACCAACGGAAUUGUUCAACCUAAGCAAUAUCACAGUUCUGAGUCUGCGAAACAAUCAUUUGACAGAAUUACCACCCGCUAUAGCACGACUCGAGAGGCUACAGGAGCUCAACAUUGCUAGCAACAAUAUUCGAGACCUGCCAUGGGAGCUACUGAGCUAUUUCGAGCGUAACAUCAGGAUUAACGUGCGGCCGAAUCCCUUCUAUCAACCUACCGAUCUCUUUGCGGAACCGUCACCUGUGCAAGCUGGGGCUAGCACGGACGACGAUGGCAGGCCAGACGAUGCGGCAAGUGCUGUGGACGACGUAGAAAGCUUGAGAGAGCGUUCUACAAAUCACAAGGGCUUGCCUUUACGGGAGGUCCUUGAAACGAGGCUGAGGCUGGGCCGACUGCUGGUCGAGCAACAGUGCCAGACGACUGCGGAAGUAAUGAAGCGAUCCCUAUCGGAUGACAGUCUCAUAUAUCUCGCUUCCUCAGCCAUCCGGUUUUUCAACGUUGACGGCACGCAAUCCCGGCAAACCGGCGCAGCCAGAGUCCAGCCCAAGGACUGGUCGGCUACAGUAACGCCUCUCGCGAACGCGCCCGACCUAUCGGGCAGCAACAAGGCCCCGUCUUUGUUUGAGCUGGCUUUACGCUCGAUACAGAGCACGAACGACAUUUCGGAGUUCCUACCCGGCCAUGGUAGUCACGGCCAUGACUACGGCCUCUCCUCCUCAAUAAUGGCCGCAUUGAGCAGAGCGGCCGUUAAUACUGCGACCCACGGUAACGACACUUGCUCGACAUGCAGGAAACGGUACAUUGUCGCACGAGCAGAGUGGCUGGAAUAUUGGUCUCAUGGCUCGCACGCCAAACCAUUGGCUCCGGAUUCUACGUUGCCAUUUUUGAGAAAAGCAUGCAGUUGGGCUUGUGCUGUGCCGACCGAGGUUGGCACGUUCAGAUGA